AUGGCUGCCCGUCCCGAGAACAUUGGCAUCAAGGCCAUCGAGAUCUACUUCCCUAGCCAGUAUGUCGAGCAAUCCGAGCUAGAGAAGUUCGAUGGCGUUAGCACUGGCAAGUACACCAUCGGCCUCGGCCAGACGAAGAUGUCAUUCUGCGACGAUCGUGAGGACAUCUAUUCCUUCGGCCUGACCGUGGUCUCGAAUCUUCUCAAGAAGUACAACAUCGACCCCAACUCGAUUGGCCGCCUUGAGGUCGGCACCGAGACUCUUCUUGACAAGUCCAAGUCGGUCAAGUCCGUGCUCAUGCAGCUCUUUGGGGAGAACACCAGCAUUGAGGGUGUUGAUACUAUGAAUGCUUGCUAUGGUGGCACCAAUGCUCUCAUGAACGCCGUCCACUGGAUCUCGUCGCCCUUCUGGGACGGUCGUGACGCCAUUGUGGUCGCUGGUGACAUUGCCCUCUAUGCGAAGGGCAAUGCCCGCCCCACCGGCGGUGCCGGCGCCGUUGCCAUGCUUGUCGGCCCCAACGCCCCCAUCGUCGUCGAGCCUGGCCUGCGCGGUACCUACAUGCAGCAUGCCUACGACUUCUACAAGCCCGACCUCACCAGCGAGUACCCCUACGUUGAUGGCCACUUUUCCGUCACCUGCUACACCAGGGCUCUCGAUGCUGCCUACCGCGAUUACUGCCAGCGCGAGGCCAAGCUCGCCAAUGGCCACGCCAAUGGACACGCUGUCGACUCGUCCAAGACCUCCCUCGACCGCUUCGACUACCUGACCUUCCACGCCCCGACCUGCAAGCUGGUGCAAAAGUCGUACGCCCGUCUGCUCUACCACGACUACCUGGCCAACGCCGACAGCCCCCUCUUUGCCGAGGUUGCCCCUGAGCUCCGCGACAUGGAGUACGAGAAGUCGCUCACUGACAAGGCCGUCGAGAAGACCUUCAUGACCCUCACCAAGAAGAAGUUCCAGGACAGGGUCAAUCCCAGCAUCCAGGUCGCCACCAUGUGCGGCAACAUGUACUGCGCUAGCGUUUGGGGCGGCCUGGCUAGCUUGAUCUCCCACGUCGACGAUGCUGAUAUCGUCGGCAAGCGCAUCGGCCUGUUCAGUUACGGCUCGGGCCUGGCUGCCAGCUUCAUGUCGUUCCGUGUCAAUGGCAGUGUGGCCUCCAUCGCCAAGGUCCUGGAUAUUCCCAAUCGGUUGACCGCGCGGAGACAGGUUUCCCCCGAGACUUACGACUCGAUGUGCGAGCUCCGUAAGCAGGCUCACCUCCAGAAGAACUACACUCCCAAGGGUGAUCCUAGCACCAUUGCCCCAGGCACUUACUACCUCGAGAAGGUGGACGACAUGUUCCAGCGCGAGUACUCCGUCAAGGCGUGA
This is a messenger RNA of Sodiomyces alkalinus F11, 1368 nucleotides long. Its product is annotated as hydroxymethylglutaryl-CoA synthase. Bases 1 to 1368 code for a protein of 455 amino acids. The record is from RefSeq and is a predicted model, not a curated record. Gene Ontology annotation, biological process: ergosterol biosynthetic process; acetyl-CoA metabolic process. Lineage: Eukaryota; Fungi; Ascomycota; Sordariomycetes; Glomerellales; Plectosphaerellaceae. Gene Ontology annotation, molecular function: hydroxymethylglutaryl-CoA synthase activity. The transcript is spliced from 4 exons.